Messenger RNA from Panicum virgatum (switchgrass), 1533 nucleotides. RefSeq names its product protein FAR1-RELATED SEQUENCE 5-like. Bases 1 to 1533 code for a protein of 510 amino acids. The transcript is spliced from 4 exons. NCBI's taxonomy places the organism in Eukaryota, Viridiplantae, Streptophyta, Magnoliopsida, Poales, Poaceae. Gene Ontology annotation, biological process: regulation of DNA-templated transcription. The record is from RefSeq and is a predicted model, not a curated record.
AUGGAACCUCCCGAGUUUCCUCCAUCUACAAAUCGCGCCCCACCUCCUCCUCCAUCUGUCGCCGAAGCCAUUGCUCCUCCGCCACCUCUUCGUGCGACGACUUAUGGACGCACCAGCGCUGCUCCUGCUCCUGCUCGUGGGCACGACGGAGCGGCCAUCCUCCAGCGCCGUCCUCCUGCUGCUUAUGGAAGCACAGCUGCGGCGACGCCGGUGCCGAGCGAGAUGCCUGCAACGACGACGAAGAAGGCCGACGCUGCACAGCCACCGCACGGCCGCGCCCCUGUGCAAUCUCCUAUAGCGCAGAGUGUGCCGGCAAGUGUCAGAACAGCAGCGAGCCAUGGUGCCAUGGAGGGCGCCCAGCAGGUGGUCGAGGAAUCGCCUACAAGGAUGGUUGUGACUCCUUUUUGGAUUCCACAACUUGAUAUGGUAUCCAGUAGCUUUGAUGAAGCUUGGAACUUUUGGGUCACAUAUGGUGGUCGGAUGGGUUUUGAUGUUCGAAAGUGUUACACGAACACAAGUAACCUUGAUGGAUUAGUGACAUCAAGUAGGUUUGUUUGUUCCAAUCAGGGUUCUCGGGCUGAAAAUAAAAGGUUUUGUGUUGGCAAGCGUAAUCGAGCUAAUACAAGAACAGGCUGCAGAGUUCGCAUGGGAAUUACUUUGGAAAGAGAAAAUGGAACCUACAAGGUGCAUGAUCUAUUUGUUGAGCACAACCACAUUCUUCAAACUGCACAAACUAGUCAUCUGAUGCCGUCACAGAGAAACAUUUCUAAGCAUCAAGCUAUUGACAUUGAAGUGGCUGAUGAUUCGGGUAUUGCACCUAAAGCAGCCCAUGAGUUUCUUGGUCGGUAUGUUGGUGGAUCAGCUAACCUUGGAUAUACCCACCGUGAUCAUAAAAAUUAUAUGCGUACUAAACGCCAAAGAGAGAUGUUGUAUGGUGAGGCUGGAAGUUUGCUAAAAUAUUUUCAAGAUAAAGUGGUGGAGAAUCCCUCAUUUCAGUAUGCAAUACAAAUGGAUUGUGAAGAACAGAUAGCAAAUAUAUUUUGGGCUGAUGCAAAGAUGAUUGUGGACUAUGCUCACUUUGGUGAUGUCAUUACAUUCGACACUACCUUUGGAACCAACAAAGAAUAUAUACCAUUUGACAUGUUUGUAGGUUUCAACCAGUUUAGAGAGACAGUAGUUUUUGGUGCAGCUUUGAUGUAUGAUGAGACAUUUGAGUCUUUCAAGUGGAUGUUCAAUGCUUUUUUGUCAACACAUAAUCAAAAGCAACCUCAAACAAUUUUCACUGACCAAGAUAUUGCUAUGGGAAAGGCAGUGGCUGAGGUCUUCAUUAAACACUUGAAUUCUCAAGAUGAAGAGUCUGAGGACGAGGAAGAAUCAAGCAUCCUGUUAGAUUUCAGCUCCUGCAUGUAUCAGUAUGAACAAAAGGAAGAUUUUGAAGAAACAUUUAAUGCUAUGAGACUAAAAAGUUCAAAUGUUGUUCAAGAUGUUAGCAAUCCUCACUUCUUGGAAGAGAUAGAUGGAUGGCAGUUUUAG